Rhea pennata is the source of this 644-nucleotide messenger RNA. Its product is annotated as C-type lectin domain family 4 member K-like. The transcript is spliced from 6 exons. Bases 1 to 612 code for a protein of 203 amino acids. The record is from RefSeq and is a predicted model, not a curated record. Gene Ontology annotation, molecular function: signaling receptor activity. NCBI's taxonomy places the organism in Eukaryota, Metazoa, Chordata, Aves, Rheiformes, Rheidae.
AUGGCAGCGCAGGGGGCAGAUCUUUACGAGAGCCUGAAGAUUAAAUAUCCUCGCAGCUUCUCUCAAGACGCGCGGGCCGAGCGGGAGCUGCGGGCGGAGCGAGCCGCGGCCGCCAACGCCUCGCACGAGCCGCCGAGGGGCUGCGCGGCGCCGGGCGGAGCGGCGAGCUGCCGGGAGCGGCUGGGGCGGUGGCUGCAGCGGCUUUCCAUCGGCUGGCGGUACCACGACGGGAACAUCUACUAUUUUUCCGAUGAGCGCAAGCCCUGGCAGGACGCGGAGGAUUUCUGCGUGUCGAAGCAAUCCCACCUGACCUCCAUCACCAGUGCGGAAGAGCAGGACUACCUCGCCAGGGAGGCGGGGAAAAGAUUUUACUGGAUCGGCCUCACCGACAGGGUGAAAGAAGGCACCUGGCGCUGGGUGGACGGCACCGAGUACAAGCCAGGCGUCAGUUUCUGGGCGCCGGGGCAGCCGGACAACCGGGACUACGGGCAAAACGGCAGAGAAGAGUGCGCCCAAAUACACCCGGUGGGAAACAGCCUCUGGAACGACCAUAACUGCAACGUCUCCUUCCUGUGGAUCUGCAAGAGGCACUUUGACGCGGCCGGGCUGUGACGGGGCGGGCUGCGGCGGGGGCGAGUGCUGCA